This is a messenger RNA of Physcomitrium patens, 2140 nucleotides long. The record is from RefSeq and is a predicted model, not a curated record. Lineage: Eukaryota; Viridiplantae; Streptophyta; Bryopsida; Funariales; Funariaceae.
UUUUUUUUUUUUUUUUUUUUGGUCUGUUUUGAUGUUUUGCGAAGUAAUCCGUUUUGUUUCUUAUGUGUAGCGAAAGCCGUGGAAUACAUAAGGGAGGGGAGGGUUUUGUGAGUAUCUUAGGGCAGUAGCUCGCUUGUAGUCUUCUGGGGCUUCAUUCAUCUGGUAUUCACCAGCCUCUUAAAUGAGUACGAUUCGACUGUAAUCUUGGCCUCCUCUCGAGGAUUGUAGAUCAGAAUGCGACAGAACUCUCCUUUUCUUUCAGUGCCAACUUCGAAGACUAUUGCUGAAUUCUGUAUUCGGAGACCCUUUCAAAGUCAUGUAGUAAAUUUAGUGUUGCCACGGUUAAAGUCACAGCUUGAUUUCCAGCAGACAUCCUCACAGGAACGAUAGUAUGUCACAGGCUUCGUUGCUUGCCUACGAUGCUGCUAUAGAUGGUUCUCUGAGCACUGCAGCGUAACUACAAUCCGUGUUUUUCUCCAGUUAGUGGUGGAUUCCGGCAUUAAGAGAUACGAUAUAUUUGGUUCGUGUUCGAGAAUGCGAUAUAAUGUCAAGUGCUUAAAGGAGGAAGUGUCACUUCAGAAGAGGAUGUGAGAGGAUGGUGUACGGGUUUCUGGCUCUCAGCCUUAGAGUAAUCCGAAGUAAUCAGGGAUGGGGAGCGUGAAUGAAGAGAUUUCAGCCAUAUUUCAGAGCAGCCAUGCAAGCUUGUCUCAAGGCUCGCUUGCAGGAGUUAUGGCUCCUGUGACGAGCCCUGACAUGUUUGCGUCUUUCUCCAGCCAUGCCGCGCCACCUUCAAGUUUUCAGCAAGGCGGUGGCCUUGUGCGAACGUCAAGCAUGUCGCAGACAGCGUUAGGAAACACUUUGCAUAACAACCGACAGCAUCCAAGCAGGGGAAACCCGUCAUCCCAGAGAUGGCCCUCAAUGGCGGGGGACGAGAAGUGGAUGUUAGAUGCGAAGGGCGAGGUCCUCGAAAUGCACGCAUCAAACUCCUCGUUUGGUGCAGGUUUCGAGAGCUUCAUGCCAAUGAUCAGCUCUGCCCCCCCUAACGGUGGUCUCCAACGCUACCAUUCUGCUCCAAGUACAUUCCUCCAAGCCCUCUCGGAGGAUGCAUUCACGCAACUCCCGCCUAUUGGAAACUCCAACAUGAGCGGCAUGUUCUCUGAGGGUGGACUUGCUCCCAUCACCGAGCAGAUGGACGUGGAGCGUCCUAGUAGUGGUAACAGCAUGAACGACUUUGAGCAGUUCCUAUCCCCCGACAGUGAUUUCAGUCGGAGAGCUGCCAUGUCCGCCCUUGGCAAACCUGAGAAUGAAACUUAUUCGAGUAUUUUUCCUGUCUCAAAGAGUGCUGGUUUGGUGCGCCAGAAGAGUUUACCGGUUCCUGCAUUGGCCCAACAGAACGUUCCACGACAAGAUGCAAUUGAGGAGCAUAAUUCAGAGGAGAGCCUCUCCGGAACGUCAGAGGACAAUAGCCUUGUCAAUGGCCUCAAGGCGUACUUACAAGACGAUGGAUUUGCUAGAGAUGCUCUUACUUGGCCGGCAAGCCCUGGCACUUCAGGCGGGAAGAGACCAAGGAGAUUCCCAGGAGAGAGCGAAACAUCUAGCGGGUCUGCGGAGAAUUCCAAAUCCUUUCGAUUGAACAGUCAGUCCAACGGUCUUAUCCGUCACAUGAGCUUACCAACACCUACAGAUGGGCCGGCAAAUCAAAACUCUGACGACCAGUACGUUCAGAUGCGAGCUCGUGCGAAACGUGGAUGCGCUACCCACCCCAGAAGCAUUGCCGAACGUGUGCGUCGGACACGAAUUAGUGAGCGCAUGAAGAAACUUCAAGACCUUGUCCCGAACAUGGAGAAGACGACCAACACAUCAGACAUGCUUGACGAAACCGUGGAGUAUGUGAAAUCCCUGCAAAUGAAAGUGAAGGAAUUAACGGAGACUAUUGCACAGCUGAAAGCUGCCACACAGAUGAGCCCAUAAUCAGACGAGUUCUUUUGUAACAUACCAUGAAUUCUCUCAAUUGAAGUGGUUCUAGCCUUAUGAAACUUGUACAUCCAUCGGUAUUUAGGCCUCUUCGUUUAUAACGUCACCUCUUUGGUUGUAAAUGAACAGAUUGUUUGGGUUAUUGGAAGCAAACUUUUUCCCAUUG